CUAGUUCCGGAGAUCCGGAAUCUGGCGCGGGGCUCGGCCUCUGUGACGUCAUAAUGCAGCGCGCGCUGCAGACGGUUAGACGGGAGCUACCGUUUCUUCGCUUACUACCUUGUGGCGGGUACCUCUCUUUUUGCACCUUUUCUGGGAAGGCACUAGACGGAACUAUUUUAUCCCAGGAAGCCAGGACCUGGGGAUUACAGAAAUUGUAACUCCCACAGGUCCUACUCUAGGAGCAAGAUCCAACAAGUAAAGCAAGGAAGAGGUCUCAGGACCUGCAUAUGGUCAUUUGUGGGGACACCAUUGACCAGAAACGAAGAUUUCAGGAAUUUAGGGGAAUUCAAGAAGAAACUAAGGCACAAGUCUCCAUAUUGGCCAUUGUCCAAUAACAGAAGAAAAUGAAGGACCAGGAAUUGCUGACACUGGAGGAUGUGGCUGUGGACUUCACCUGGGAGGAAUGGCAGCUCCUGGCCCCUGCCCAGAAGAACCUGUACCGGGAUGUGAUGCUAGAGAACUAUAGCAACUUGGUGUCAGUGGGGUAUGUGGCCGGCAAGCCAGACGCACUCUUCAGAUUGGAACAAGGAGAGCCAUGGGCAACAGAAGAUGAAAUCCGCAGUCAAAUCCAUCCAGAGAUCAAGAAAGAUGAUAGUCAUCUACAGGGCCACUUGCAAAAUCUAACAUGUCCAAAGAGAAUGAAACAAGGCCACAAACAUAAUGCAUUUGGAAACAUCAUUCUUCAGAGUAAAAGUAAUUUUCCUUUAAGGCAAAAUUACGAUAUCUUUGACUUACAUGGGAAAACACGGAAAUCAAAUUUAAGGAUAGUCAACCAGAACAGAAGCUAUGAAGUAAAGAACUUCAUUGAGGUUAAUGGAGAUAUGAAAUCUUUCUCCUAUACAAAGCAUGACCAGUAUUGUAUUGAAAUUAAAUUCCCUGAAUGUGGAAAUUCUAUGAAUACAAAUUCCCAAUUCAUCAAGCAUCAAAGAACCCAAAAAAUAGAGAAACCCCAUGUAUGUAGUGAAUGUGGAAAAGGCUUCUUCAAGAAGUCUCGGCUCAUGGAUCAUCAGAGAGUUCACACAGGAGAAAAGCCUCAUGGGUGCAGUGUAUGUGGGAAAGCCUUUUCCAGAAAGUCCAGGCUCACUGAACACCAGAAAACUCACAUAGGAGAGAAGCGGUAUGAAUGUUCUGAAUGUGACAAAGCAUUCCCUAAGAAAUCACGGCUACUCAUGCAUCAGAAAACUCAUACAGGAGAGAAACCCUAUGUGUGCAGUGAGUGUGGAAAAGGCUUCAUCAAGAAAUCUCGGCUCAUUAAUCAUCAGAGAGUUCACACAGGAGAGAAGCCUCAUGGAUGCAAUUUGUGCGACAAAGCAUUCUCCAGAAAGUCCAGGCUCAUUGAACACCAGAGAACUCAUACAGGAGAAAAACCUUAUGAAUGCACUGAAUGUGACAAAACAUUCCGCUGGAAGUCACAGCUCAAUGCCCAUCAGAAGACUCAUACAGGAGAGAAAUCAUAUAUAUGCAGUGAUUGUGGCAAAGGCUUCAUUCAGAAGGGCAAUCUCAUUGUACAUCAGCGAACGCAUACUGGGGAGAAGCCUUAUAUAUGCAGUGAAUGUGGGAAAGGUUUCAUUCAGAAGGGCAAUCUCCUUAUACAUCAACGAACUCACACUGGAGAGAAACCCUAUGUAUGCACUGAAUGUGGGAAAGGCUUCAGCCAGAAGACAUGCCUCAUAUCACAUCAGCGAUUUCACACUGGAAAGACUCCCUUUGUAUGUACUGAGUGUGGAAAAUCCUGUUCACACAAGUCUGGUCUCAUUAACCACCAGAGAAUUCAUACAGGAGAGAAACCCUAUACCUGCAGUGACUGUGGGAAGGCUUUUAGAGAUAAGUCGUGCCUUAACAGACACCGGAGAACUCAUACAGGAGAGAGGCCCUAUGGAUGUGCUGACUGUGGAAAGGCUUUCUCUCACCUGUCAUGCCUUGUCUACCAUAAGGGAAUGUUGCAUGCAAGAGAGAAAGGUGCGCAUUCAGUUGGGUUGGAGAAUCCUUACUCACAGAGCCCCAGAUCAUCACUUUCAAAUGAUAGCAUGCAGGAGAAAAACCCUGUUAACACAGUGUCGGUGCAGAUGUCUUCUGUAGCAGCUCAGACUUCAUUACACCUCCAUGGGCUCCUAGCAGAUAGGAACAUAGUCACUGUGGGACAGCCAGGUGCCAGAUGUACACCACCAGCAGAUAACAGAAGUUGCACAGAGAAACCUUUUGAAUGCAGUGAAUGUGGUAGUACCUUCACUGAUCAUUUACAUCAUAUUUUAUGUCAUAAAAAGCACACAGGGGUAAAGUGUGAUACAAUCAAGGUGGAAAAUCCUUGAAUAAAACCUUCCAGCUCAUUAUGCGGCUGGUAAGUGUAUACUGAGACAAAUAGCAUAAAGACCAGGAAUAGUAUAAAGACAAAUAGUAUCAAGAUCAGGAAAGCCUUUCUGGAAGGAUAGACCUUCCUGGUGCCUCACAGGUCACAUAUCAUUAGUGAGCUCAUAGCUGGUAGAAAUAUAAUGACCUUGGAAAAGUCCUUCCCCAGAAAUAAGACUUCGGUAAGCAUCAGAGUUCACACAGGAGAGGAACUGUUGGAAGAGCUCUGAAAGCAGUGAAUGUGGCAGGGUUGUCAGUGGAGCAUUUUGCCUCAUCAGUAGGCAGAGGAAAUAAUACAGAAACAAAACUGCACACAGCAACUGUGGAACAUCUUCGGAAAACACAUAAAGCAAACAAGCCCUGUGAAAAUGAAUAUUUUAGAGAUUUCUGCCACAAGUCUACCAUCAUUUUAUAUCAGAUAAUGUACAUAGUGUAUAUUUAGGACCUUGAAUCAAACUCCUAAUUGAUAAUGAUGGUCAUUCCUUAAUUCAGUGGUUAGAGUUAUAACAGUGUAUCCCCUCCCUUUUCAGGGUGGGGGGCAUGAAUCUUUCAUUCCCACCCACGAUCAUUACACAGUUAGCUCUUGUGUUUCUCUGGUUCUAAAUUUGUUGAGUUUAUUUUAGGUUACUAAAUACUGAAGUCUAUCCUUCAAAAGGAAAGUGGAUGCAUUUGAUUCAAUAACAUAACUUAGGGUGUUUGGAUGUGUUUAACUUUGUAAAUAUCACCCAAAGGGACAGCUGCUCACAACUGAAAACCUAUCGGCCAGGUUUUUUCCAUGGAGGAUAGUUCACAUCUGAUCUACACACCAUUCAGAAAAACUUUCAUCAACUAUUUCCUUUACCUGGCGCUAUUCUAAGACCUACAGAUGCUGACAGUGAUGAACUGAACAAAAGUCCUUGCUGCCUUUGAGUUGGCUUUUUUAAAGCUGGAUUAUAUGCAUGUAGCAAUUUGACCCUCCAGCAAAUGUAAUCAAAGGAUGUAUAUGCCUACAUUAGUUGAAAAGGACAUACUAUAGAAGGUACAAAGUAUCCUGAUUAUUUCGUGUUCAAGGCGCAUAUUAUUUUUUGGAGAGGGAACAGGAAAGGAUUUACUUAGUUUUACACAUGUAAAAUAGGAUAUGGGGACUUUUUAAAAAGGUUUGUAUCUUAUUUCUCUACCUGGAUUAUAAAUGCCUAUCUGGAUAGUUUAUAGAUAGUCCUAUAUUCUGCAGCAAUAGCAAAAUAGAAACGGAUUACAUAGCUUUGAAAGAUGAUUGAAAAUGAAUGUGUGACCUAAUGAAUGACCUAACAGACUAAUCAAGCAAACUUAUUUUUGUCACCGAAGGAAAGGAAUGAAUGCCAAAAAUCAGUAUUCUCCCAAGAAACAUUUUAAAAAAGAAUCCUGAGUAGAGGCCCUUGGCAAUACAGAAGGGGCAGAUCAGCAAGGGAAUAAGAUCCACAGAAUAAGCCCAAUUAAUGGAAGAAAAUGACGUCACUUUAAAAAUGGAGGACAGUGUGUUUGGCAGGUGGAGGUGAGAUUCCCUUCAGAUGUCAUGGAGAAGAGCCCUGAACUGUUCACAGUCUGCCAUCUAUGAGAGUUGCCACCAUCUCUGGGAUCCUGGCUCCUCUGUGAUGUGAUGAGACAUGAUGUAGCGUCAUCCUCACUGUCCUGGGAAGGGGCCUGUGUCCUCUCUUCUGUACUCAGGGUUCUUCCCCUCGGUUCAAUAAAGAUCUAUGCAGCUUAAAAACAGUCCUGCUUACAAGGGAAAACGGUGGAAAUUUGCCAUGAAGUGGCUGUCUCCCAAUUGAGAUCCAAACUGAGUUUUUGAGUAAUUUACUACUACAGACAUUUUUUUGAGCAUCUAAACUGUGACAGGCACUGUUGUAGACAUGGGAUACACUGGUGAACAAAACAUGCAGAAUAAUGGCCCCUAACAGGAUGGAUUCAGGACAGAUGCUCUUCAAAGAAUCAAAUGGAUUCUUCAACUCGGGCUUCAGGUCCUCUCCAUUUCUUGUUUUGUGAAUCUGCAUAUCCCAUCAUGAUGGUCAGUGAUUUUCUACUUAAAUCUGCAGUCUACCCCUGAAUGGGCUGCCUGGCCUGCCCUGAACCUGAGGACCAGAUGCUGAAUUAACUCACCUUUCCGACGCUGGCAUCCCAGGCAUUGCUGAUUCUGGAGGAUGUGACUGUGGACUUCAUCUGGGAGGAAUGGCAGCUCCUGGCCCACUGCUCAGAAGGACCUAUACUGGGACGUGAUUUUGGAGAACUAUAGGAACCUGGUGUCAGUGGGGUAUCAAGCUACCAAACCAGAUGUACUCUCCAAGCUGGAAUGAGGGCAAGAGCUGUGGAUGGCAGAAGAGGAAGUCCAUAGUCGAACCCAUCCAGAAAUCAAGGGAGUUGAUGAUCAUCUGCAGUAAUACUUGCAUACCUGAGAUUUCUAAAGACAACUAAAUAUGAAACGAUGUGUGAACAUAAUGUCUUUGAAAAUAUUGUUCAUCUGGACCAACACCGUUUUCCUUUAAGGCAAAAUCAUGGAAAUAAAAUUUAAAUUUAGUCAGUUAAAACAGAAGCUGUGGAAUAAAGAACCCUGUUGAGCAUGGUGGAGAUGGAAAAUCCUUUCUCUUUACAUAAUAUGAGCAAAUUCAUACUAAAAUGCCUGAAAUUGGAAACUCAUCAGCACGAAGGCUCCCAUUUGUUAAGCAUCAGGGAACUCAGAAAAUUGAGAAAUGCAUAUAUGUAGUAAAUGUAGGGAAUCCUUCAUCAGAAGUCUCAGCUCACUGAAGAUGAGAGAAUUCACUGGGGAGAGAAACCCCUGAAUGUAGUACAAAUGGAAAACACAUACCACAAAGUCUAGGUUCAUUGAACACCAGAAAAUUCAUACCGAAGAGAAACUUUAUAUAAGGUCAAUGUGGCAAAGCAUGUUAUAGGAAGUCAGAAGUCAUUAUACGUAAGAGAAAUGAAAGAGGAGAAAACCCCUGUUGAUACACUAAAUGUGGCAAAGCCUUUUUCAUUAAAUGACAUCUCAUUUUAUAAUAUCAGAAAACUCAUACCUGAUAGAAACCCGUCAUGUGUAAGGAUUGUGGAAAAGGCUUCACCCAGAUUAGUUUCACUGUACAUUGGUGAACUCGUACUGGUGAGAAACCUUAUGUAUGCAGUAAAUGUGGACAAGCUUUAUCCAGAAGAUAGGGCUCAUAUGACAUCAGAGAGUUCAUACAAACAAGACUUCCUUUGUAGGUAGUAACUGUGGAAAAUCCUGUCCUCAGAAGUCAGGUCUCAUUAAACAUCAGAAAAUGCUCACAGGAGAGAAACCUCAUAAGUGUAGUGGAUGUGGGAAAACCAUCAUGAAGUAACAGCUCAUUGUCCAUUAAAGAACUCCUAUAGGAGAGAGAUCCUAUGAAUGCACUGGAUGUGGGAAAGCUUUCGCCUAUAAGUUUUGCCUUAUUAAACAUGAGACAUGCACAAAGUUAGAAAUACGUAGAUUCUAAAUGUGGAAAACCCUUCUACAGAGUUACAGCUUAUAACAUAUAAGUGAAAUGCUGUUAAUUUGGUCACUGCAAAUGCCAUGUGUUGCCCCUCAGACAUCAUUAAAUAUCAGUGGGCUCCUAACAAAUAGGAACAUAGUCCUUUGGAGCAGACACUUGCUAGAUAUGUGUCCUCAAGAGAUAGCAGAAAACGUGCACGGGAGAAUAAAAACCUUCUAACUGUAGUGAAUGUGAUUGUGCCUUCACAGGUCAAUUAGGUCACAUUUUGUCUCAAAAAAAAAAAAAAAAAAAAAAA
This is a messenger RNA of Canis lupus familiaris (dog), 6150 nucleotides long. It is a transcript of the gene ZNF613, whose product is annotated as zinc finger protein 613. Bases 396 to 2360 code for a protein of 654 amino acids. Lineage: Eukaryota; Metazoa; Chordata; Mammalia; Carnivora; Canidae. The transcript is spliced from 9 exons. The record is from RefSeq and is a predicted model, not a curated record. Gene Ontology annotation, biological process: negative regulation of transcription by RNA polymerase II. Gene Ontology annotation, molecular function: DNA-binding transcription repressor activity, RNA polymerase II-specific.